Molecule: messenger RNA, 5246 nt
Organism: Ctenopharyngodon idella (grass carp)
Lineage: Eukaryota; Metazoa; Chordata; Actinopteri; Cypriniformes; Xenocyprididae
Product: gamma-aminobutyric acid type B receptor subunit 2
Exons: 19
Coding region: 2315-5008 (897 amino acids)
Biological process (GO): G protein-coupled receptor signaling pathway; gamma-aminobutyric acid signaling pathway
Cellular component (GO): membrane; G protein-coupled receptor heterodimeric complex
Molecular function (GO): G protein-coupled GABA receptor activity
Source: RefSeq, a predicted model, not a curated record
GGUGAACAGCUAUGAUACAUGCUAAAAUAAACACAGAGGCUUAAACAAUAAUACUUGAUACAUACUAAGCAUGCUUACACACACACACACACACACACACACACACACACAGAGAGAGAGACAAACACAAACACAGACAUUUUCUUGUAAAUUCAGUAUUUGAAAUACAUGAUGGGUAAAGAUGUUUUCUGCAAAUCUCAGUAAAACAUCAUUUUCAGGUUUCAUUUUACUCAAUGUGGCACAACUGUUAAAACUAAUACUCUAAUGGAAAUGUAGUGAUGAAUUUUGACAAAAAAUUGGUAGUAAAUGUUAAAAUAAUUAUAUUAAGUCUAAAUAUGAAUUAUAGAACAAUAUUAGUGAGUAGUAUGACAAAAUUACUAUUUUAACCAGCAGGUGGCAACAGAGGACCUCUUACUGGCUAACUUUCAUUUUAAAAGUGUUUGUUUUGUGUUGUUUAUUUUCCAUGUUAACUCCAUUAAUUAAACAUGCUUACACAAACAUGUUUUUGCAGAUAUGGAUAUUUGAAAUCAAUGAUAUGUAAGAAAAUGCUUAAUCCAGCUUUCCCCUUUAAAAACGAUGUAGUUAAUGUUAUAUUAUUGCAAAAACAUACGUCAAAUGAACAAAUGAAGUGGUAAACCUUGACAAAAUGUGAAUUAAUGUUAUAAGGAUUUAUAUAGUUCAAAAGGGAUUUUAAAUGACAAAACCUUGAAACCUUGAACUAUAUAAGUUGCAUUCUACUGCCAUCUGGUGGCACAAAAUGACAGUUUCAGGCAAUUUACUAAGGAAAAAUAUGGUUUUUAAAGGUUUUUUGACAGUUAUAGCGUCAUCUAUGUUCCAAUCUCCACCACUUUUUUGGGGUGUCCUCAGAGUGUGUCCAUACAAAUGUGUGUCAAAUUUGGUGAAAAUAUCUCAUUUCAUUUUAAAGUUAUAGACACUUAUAUAUAUGAGUGCAUAAAAAAUGACCCAUGAGCGACUUUGAUUGGAUUAAUAAUUAAUGAAUGAUUUGAUUGACAGCACUGGUUCUUGAGGCAAAGUUGUCUCAUAAGCGCCAACUAGUGGCCGAUUUCUUUCAAAAUUCUUACAAACCUCUAGAACCUCGAGUCGAACAUGUCCACCGAGUUUCGUUCCGAUCGGCCUCCGUUAACCUUGUCUAAUAGGUGCUCAAACUUCAUUGGCUGAUGGCGGCCAUGUUUUUUGAGAUAUGCCAAUGUCCUCAUAGACUAUCAUGCCCCCUCGGACCAAGACACUGCAUGCCAAAUUUCAAGUUGAACGGUUGCAUAGUUACAGCUGUUUUCAUGUUUUUUUUCAAGUUAUAGCGCAACCUAGUGUCCAAUCGACGCUAUUUUUUUAUCGUAACCAAAGAUUGAGCCCAGACACACGAGUACCGAGUUUGGUGAAAAUAUCUCAUUUCGUUCAUGAGUUACAGCCAUUUUAGUAAAAGUGGCUCUGGCCAUUUCGAACGUUUUGAUGCCCCUUAGCGCCCGUGAAUCGAAAUAUAAACUUUUUUUUGAUAAUUUUUGAUAGUCAGACUCCAGAGAAUCUUUCUGCACUGGUUUGGUUCUGAUCGGGCGAAAAAUCUAGGACUAGUUCGCAAAAGUAGGUUUUGGACAAAAUUCAAAAUGGUGGAAAAUUUUUCCAGGCGGAAAUGAAAUCGGAGAUAUACAAGAUAUACUUGGAUUACAAUGAUAUAAGACACUUGACUCUAGGACAAACGGUCUAGGUAGGAGUUAUGAGCAAUUUUGCAUUUUUGAUCGUUGUAGCGCCACCUAUUGGCCGAUUUGGACGAGUCUGGGUAUCUGAGUAGCGAGCAAGACUACUACCAUCUGACAAAGUUUCAAGUCUCUCGGCCUUACGGUUUGGGCUGCCCGAUCAGUUUUAAGGCAUAAGAAAAAUAAUAAAAAUCCUUACAAUUACAAUAGGGUUUCAGCACUACGUGCUUGAACCCCUAAAAAUAAGUAUCUAUUUGGCAUGUUUUAAUAGUUUUAUAUCAGCCCACCUAAAGACUCAAAGACCACUUUAGUGCUUUUUUUUUUUAACUUGUUCACAUAAAAAAGUCCAAACAGCCUGUGUAGUGGGCAUUAGGAGAAACCUGUGUCCUGAGAUUUGUGUGGUCCCUCUUCCUGAGGAUUUAGUGUACGGCAGCAGAUGUCCACAGUCAGUCCUUAUCUCUUUAUCCCUGUGAAUAGUUGAGAGCUAGAGUUCUCCCAGGUGACAGAUGAGGCUUUAGAAAAUGCUUAAAGAAGCAGGGCCUCACACAGGAGAGCAUUUGCUGAUGUUUACUUUCUAAGGACAGGCCUGAAUUUUCACUGGGAGAAUGGAAUACUUUUGGAACUUGUUGAAUGUUCUCAUUUUCUGGGAACUGACUCGGGUGCCAUUGUGCUAUUGCCUGGUGCGACAUAAGCUACCAGUUUUAUGGAUUAUGCCAGUCAGCGGAGAUCCAGCGAGGGGCAACAUUACGGCAGAGGUGCUUCCUGCUGUUGAACUAGCAUUGCGUCAUUUGAGCGAGCAGCCGUCUCCUCUAGGAAACUAUGAGCUUCAGUUUCACCUCACAAACUCAGAGUGUGAUAACGGUAAAGCACUCAAAGCAUUUUUUGACACCAUGUUCAAUGGCCCUAAACCCAUCAUGAUCUUUGGAGGGGUGUGUUCGUCAGUGACAUCCAUUCUUGCCCAAUCACUGGAGGGUUGGAACCUUGUGCAGCUGUCAUUUGCGAUAAUGGCACCUUCACUGGCCAACAAAAGAAGAUUUCCAAACUUCUUCCGUACUGUGCCAUCAGACAGCGCAGUUAACGUGGCGCUGGUGAGGUUUCUCAGGCAGUAUGGAUGGAGUAGAGUUGGUACAUUGACCCAGCGUGAGCAGACGUUCAUAGAGGUACAGAGGGACUUAAGCAGACAUCUGGAGGUGGCUAACAUCCAGCUAGCAGAGGCAGAGAGCUUCUCUGAAGUCCCCUGCGAUUGUGUGAAAAAACUAAAGGACAAUGAUGUGAGAAUAGUGAUUGCUCAUUUUGAUGCGAGCUUAGCUGCUAAAGUCUUCUGCUGUGUUUAUAAUCUCAGCAUGUAUGGUCAAAAGUACCAGUGGAUUCUGCCGGACUGGAGCCAAGCCAGCUGGUGGAUUAACACUGACUCUACCAACUGCACAGCUGAAAACAUACUGACUGCCAUAGAGGGAUCCAUCAGUGCAGAUAUCGAGACUCUUAGCUCCAGACACAUCAGAGGGAUCUCUGGUAGGACACCUCAGGAGUACGAGAAGGAGUAUGAUGAAAGACGGCAGCUGAAGGGUCUGGGUGCAAACAAGUUUCAUGGCUUUGCUUAUGAUGGUACAUGGGUAAUUGCCAAAGUUUUAACGAGAGUCAUGGAGACUGUGAGGUACAGAGAGAAAUACAGCAUCCAUCGCAACUUUACUGUCACUGACCAAGAAGUGGGACAAAUGAUUCUGGAGGCCAUGGAGAAGAUCAACUUCUUUGGUGUGACAGGUCACGUUAUGUUCCAAAAAGGUGAAAGAGUGGCCAAUGUGAAGUUUGUACAGUAUCAAGAUGGAAAAGCUGUCGAUAUUGAAAAAUAUAGUGCCAUUACAGACGAACUAGAGUUCAUCAGUCCAAUCAGAUUUCAAAGGGAUAAACCCACAAAGGACCGAACUCAUGUAUACCCUCAGAGGAAACGCAUCAGUAUACUGCUCUACGGUAUUGUGGCGUUUCUAACUUUCUUAGGAAUUUUUACAGCUUGCAGUCUCCUAGUCUUCAGUGUGAAACACCACAAUCAUUGGGCCAUUAGCUUGUCAAGACCUUUUAUGAACGCUUUGAUUAUUCUUGGCGCUGUGUUGUCUUAUUCCUCCAUCUUCUUCAUGGGACUGGAUGGGUCUUAUCUUUCUGAUAGAGUAUUUGAAGUUUCUUGCUCCGUACAAAUAUCGUGUCUAUCUAUUGGAUGUACAGCAGCUUUUGGGGCCAUGUUUGCAAAAACAUGGAAAAUGCAUUCAUUCUGCAAAAACCACAGCAUGGGAAAAAAAACCCCAAAGGAUUAUGGGCCGGUUCUUCUAGUUAUGUUGCUUUUGUUGAUUGACCUGAGUUUAUUAAUUUGUCUGCAAAUUUUGGAUCCUUUGAGGAGAACAGUAAAGGAGUAUCGUAUAGAGGCUGACCCUCACGGGCAAGAUUUUUUCAUUCAGCCGUUUUCAGAGCGAUGCGAAAACACAUACAUGGGUUUCUGGAUGGCUGCGUUCUAUGUUUAUAAGGGGAUACUCCUGCUGAGUACCUGUUUCCUGGCCUGGACCACACGACACAUGAACAUCCCUGCCGUAAAUGACAGCAGGGGUAUCCGAUUCAGUGUCUUUGUGUCAGUCCCAGUGAUUCUGAUUGGCACAUGUGCAUCAAUGCUGUGGCAGGAUCAGCCAAAUGUGCAGUUCUGCAUUGUGACCCUUGUGAUCAUUACAUGCUGCUGCAGCACUCUGUGUAUGGUGUUUCUUCCAAAGAUUAUCAUCAUAAGGAUGGGUCCUGAUCCUGCAUUCUUGUCAAGGAGGUUCCAUCUCACGCAGUGGCAUAGCGAAUUAGAAAAGGAGAGUGGACAAAUGAUUGAUGAGAGGAACAUUAUGGAGCAGUACGACACAGGAGCAUCCGACUUUGUGACUGACAUGACACAGAACAUUCUACUGACAGAAAACCUACACCUCAGACAGCACAUUAAUGAACUGGAUUCUGAGCUGGAGGAUUUGACCAGGCAACUAAAUGAAUUGAGUCCUUACGUUAUGGAGAAUGUCAUCAUCAGAAGUUUUGUGCACAAAACAGUCAAGGAGAAAUGUCUGACUCUUCCUGGAAGCUCCAAAUGCAGCAGGAAUCUUCUGGAAGACAUCAACUCCCUUGAACACAUUCAGCGCAGGCUCUCGCUGCAGUUACCCAUUCUGCACCAUGCCUACCUGCCCUCAAUUGGAGGAGUGGACUCCAGUCCUCUAAAUAGCCCUUCUGACAGCCCUCAGCAUACACUGAUGCCCAGGACAUAUGGAGUGUUGGUGACAGGACUGUGAUUUACACACAUGCACUUACAUGAACAGUAGGUUUAUACUGUGUACAUGGACAUGGAGACAAAUUACAUGCACUGAUCAAUGUAAGCAUAUUUCAAAAUUACUUAUAUAUUGUAUAUAUGUAGUACAUCUGGUAACUUGUAAUGAAACACUACAUUGUUUCUACAUCUAAAUUUUCAAAAAAUUUCCACUAAAAAUCAACAGACCAAUGUUUUGAAUAAAUACUGUAUAUGAAACUUCA